AUGUCUCCUACAUCGUUCCUAUCAUUCUUGUUUAUGAUGGAAACUGAGGCGAUGAUCAACUCUCCCCAGUGGCAGCACCCGCCAACCCCAACCACACAAAAGACAGGAAUGGACGACGUCCUCAGGCCGCGAAGGCGUGACGUUCCUCUGGCUGCCGCCCAGCCCAAACCCGAUCGGGGAAAGCCUGGCUCAGUCCAAACAUUCCCAGCCCCAACUCGCCCAACUCGCCGCAGGGUGGCUCGUGCACGGGGCUUGCCGAUCGCUUGGCAACCUUCCGACGACGACCGCCAUCACCGACCGCCAAAUCUCAUCUCCCGCCCGCCCACCGCUUCGAGUCUUCCCGACUGCUCUCGCUCCUCCACGACGCUGCCAGGUGCCUCUGGUCGAUUUCGUCCGACGGCUCACCUCAUUUACUCUUUGGAAGCUGCAAAACUCUAUUCUAUCCGCGUUCUCGGAGUUGCGUUGGAAUGGGGGAAAUGUCCGUCUAGAACAUCCAGUCAGACGCUCCAGUCUCUGCCCAGCUUCUUCCAACUUCGACAAUAUGAUGUCCCCGGAUUGGCUCGUUUUCCCAAGCCGACGAGCCGCGAAGUCCAGGUCAUUCCCGACUCCAAACACCGGCCGGCUGUGAUCUUGAUUAGUCUUCUUCAUACUACUCCAUACUCUGUCCCUCCGGAUAUUGUUGGGCACGCUAUGAAAAAGGUCCAAAUCGUCUCCCCAACAAAGCGGCACGGCCACGGGGCAGCCAGACACUCCUGCAUUAUCGGAUCCUUCUCGCCCGCAUUACCUGGGGUAGCCACUGUCGCAGUCACUCGAUUGAGACAGGAUAUUGCCAAGUUUAGUCAUAGUUCCGACUGCGUCCAUCCGAACGCUCAACGAUAA
Molecule: messenger RNA, 879 nt
Organism: Coccidioides immitis RS
Lineage: Eukaryota; Fungi; Ascomycota; Eurotiomycetes; Onygenales; Onygenaceae
Exons: 3
Coding region: 1-879 (292 amino acids)
Source: RefSeq, a predicted model, not a curated record